AUGGUGCUCUCCACAAUAGACGAGAUACCAAUCGAGUUUGAUAAGAAACAGUAUAACGAGCCGACGACGGUCGAUGUCAAGUCCGAGUCUAUCCAGUAUGCGGGCGAACCCGUACAGUUGGAGUGGACGGAAGAGGAGGAACAGGUCAUCAAGCGUAAGCUCGACUGGCACACUGUCCCACUGGUGACGACCUUGUACCUUCUCUGCUUUUUGGAUCGAGCGAAUAUCGGAAAUGCCAGGAUCCAGGGCAUGGCCAAGGAUAUCAACCUUGAAGGAUACCGGUUCAACUGGGCCCUGUCAAUAUUCUACAUCAUCUACCUUCUAGUCGAAGUACCGAGCAACAUUAUUCUUAAACGCGUCGGCCCACGAUUCUACCUGCCAUUCCUUGUCGUUGGGUUUGGUUUAGUCUCACUCUGCACGGCUUUCGUACGCUCAUAUGAAGGACUCAUCGUUGCCCGCGCCUUCCUGGGAAUCUUCGAAGGCGGUGCCAUGCCAGGGUUCUCCUUCUUUCUGAGCAGCUUCUACAAGAGAGAAGAACUCUUGUUCCGGCUGGGAAUCUUCAUUUCAGCAGCGUCAUUAGCUGGCGCAUUCGGUGGCCUGCUUGCCACUGGUCUCUCUCGCAUUCCGGAAUGGGGGUUCGACAGUGCACCUAUCCAUACAUGGAGGAACAUAUUCUUUUUCGAGGGAUUCGUCACAAUGCUCUUCGGAGGCUUCGCACCUCUCUGGAUGCCCACAAGUCCCGCCACCGCUUACUUCCUUGACGAAAGACAACGAGCAAUUGCGGCAGAGCGUCUGCAGCGCCAGCACAAGGCCGAUGUUGAUCAGAAAGUCACUCUUUCCGACGUGAAGCGAGCCGUGUUUUGCAUCCAUAACUAUACAUGCGCCUUCGGCUUUUUCCUGAUCAAUAUCACUGUCCAGGGAAUUUCGGUAUUCAUGCCGACCAUUCUUGCCGACUUAGGCUGGACCGCGACGCGAGCACAGCUGUACUCUGUACCGCCUUACGUUGUGGCUGCUAUCACAGCCAUCAUCAUCGCGUGGUUCAGCGACCGAACACGUCAACGCGGUAUAUACCUUGCCGUAUUUUCGAUGAUUGCUGUUAUCGGUUUCGCCAUUUUGCGAUUUGCAACCGAGGCUAACAUCAGAUAUAUGGGCGUAUUCUUCGUCACAGCAGGUGCUUUCCCAGGUGGUCCAGGAUUUUUGAGUUGGGCGAUGAAUAACUCGGCAGGCCCUUCCGUACGCGCAGUAACCAGUGCCUACGUUGUCUCCAUUGGCACCAUGGGUGGAAUCGUUGCGACGUGGACCUACACGUUCAAAGACGCCCCGAAGUACUUCACUGGACACACGAUCAAUCUUGCUCUUAUUGGCUUGAAACCAAUCCUUACAGAUACGAUGCGGCUCCUGAACACACGAACGAAGGAACUGCGCGUUUUCACCCACUCUCGCAUUCCAUAUGCUAUCCUGUCUCAUACUUGGGGCUCGGAAGAAGUCACACUUCAGGACCUGCUCGCUGGAAACGCGUCUAGUCUUGAAGGUUAUACGAAACUGGAUGGGGCUUGUAAUCAGGCAUCGUCGGAUGGGUUCGACUACAUAUGGAUCGACACUUGUUGCAUCGACAAGACAAGCUCAUCUGAGUUGACGGAGGCCAUCAAUUCCAUGUGGGUCUGGUAUCAAAACUCUCGUGUCUGUUAUGCAUACCUUGAAGACGUCACCCAGGAAGAUGUUGAUGUUCUCGGUGGCUACUCUAAGAGCUUCAUGAAUAGUCGGUGGUUCACGCGUGGCUGGACGCUUCAGGAGCUCAUUGCACCUUCCACCGUCGUAUUCUACUCAGAUGACUGGUACGAAAUUGGUACACGAGACCAGAUGCGAGAACCUCUGGGGAAGAUUACCGGUAUCGACCACAAGUUCUUCGAAUAUGGAAUCCUAGGUCGAUACAGCAUCGCCCAGAGAAUGUCCUGGGCUGCGAAGAGAAAGACUACCAGAGUCGAAGAUCAGGCGUAUUGUCUGCUUGGGUUAUUCGGGGUUAGCAUGCCUCUACUAUACGGCGAAGGUGAAAUGGCGUUCAUCAGACUUCAGGAAGAGAUCAUGAGGCGAACGGAUGACCAGUCAAUAUUUGCCUGGUUGUUGCCUGGACAUUCAGACAGGCCGUCUCGCAACACUGGGUUUCUCGCCAAGUCCCCCUCUUGUUUUGAUCAGUCUGGCAGCGUCACCAGGAUCGAUGCCGACCAUCGCGUGGCACCGUAUUCGUUCACAAAUAGAGGCAUCCAGAUCGAGAUGCCGAUACUAGACCCGAGCAGCUCGAAAUAUGGCUUCUCAUUCAUCCCCGGAGAUAACAAUGAGCAGAUUGGUUCCGCUGCAGGAAUCUCAUUCACUUUCUCUCCAACGAGCACGAUAGCUAUACUCAACUGUAACAAAGCGGGCCGUCAGAUAGGGCUCUAUCUCGAGAGAAAAAACGAUCUUGAGCCAUUCUACAGGUGCAGUCACAAGCUGGGCUUUGUCUCAGUUCCAGAUAAUUGGGUUAAGCAGGCAAGACUUGAGACCAUCCUCGUCAGGGCUGAAGAUCCGGAAGAUAUGGAAUCGCUGUGGGGCAAAGAUUCCGAUGCGCAGCAUAUCGUCGUGGAGUUGCCACAAGAACUGGAUCCUGGGUACUACGACGUGAAGGCAUCCCCGGCGGAUCGUUGGGCCAGUAGUGGCCCCUGGAGCCACUCCAUCAUGCUCUCUUACGACGUUGAAACUAGCGGCAAAGAAGAGGUCCCUUAUCUACAUGUUCAGAACGCAGAAACUGAAAACGGCUUCUGUUUGUUCUUCAAGUUCAAGGCUCCAGGUCCGCAUAACGCGUGUCUUCUGAUGGACGUGGCCGCCGGAGAAACUCCAACCAUUCCACAAUCAUCAUCAUUCAUCGUUGCUGGUCCGCUAGCGGAAAGCCGCCUGGAAGGAGAGGGAAAAUUGGGAAAAGUCACGGCUGAGCUGAACUCUUCACGAUUUGCGAAGGUCUGGAAGAUUACGAUGGAAAAGAGUCAAACCACUUUGGAUGCACUAGUCUGA
Molecule: messenger RNA, 3042 nt
Organism: Colletotrichum costaricense
Lineage: Eukaryota; Fungi; Ascomycota; Sordariomycetes; Glomerellales; Glomerellaceae
Product: major facilitator superfamily transporter
Exons: 9
Coding region: 1-3042 (1013 amino acids)
Biological process (GO): transmembrane transport
Molecular function (GO): transmembrane transporter activity
Source: RefSeq, a predicted model, not a curated record